AUGUAUCACAAAAGAUCAUCAUCUAAUUUUCCAAGCCUUUUGCUUACUGUUAAUGACUCUGUGUAUUUUCUUGUGGAACUCAAAGCAGAUGAUUCUCAACCACUAAAGAGAAACAUUGUGUUGAGCCCUAUGUUUCAUCUCCCUUCACCCAACUUGCGAUUAAUUGGUUCGUGUAAUGGGUUUGUUUGUUUGUUGAAUGGUCAUGUUGGAACUAAUCAUUCGGUUUACAUUAGCAAUCCUCUUUUGGGUGAGUAUUACAAGGUUAAAAUGCCUGAACGGGAGGAAAGAAUCCGCGUUGCUUAUGCAUUUUGCUUUAGUGAAGCCUCUCGACAGUAUAAAGUAUUGAGAUCAGUACUUAAAAUUUUUGAAGGACAUCCACAAGUAUCAGAAUUCGAGGUUUAUACUAUUGGAGUUGAUGAAAAAUGGAGAUAUGUGGGCAAGGCUCCAGAGCCUCUAUGCAAAUCAUCAUUUAGUAACGCUAACGUCAAUGGUGUUGUUCAUUGGAUGAAUACAGAUAAAAAUGACAGGAUUUACUCGUUUAGCAGUUGGACAGAAAAGGUGAAGACCCUGUUAGCUCCGCGUGGUCUGAAAACUUCAUCCUACGACUUGACGCUAGUAGAGUUGGGGAAUUGUCUAUGUUUGUGUGAUACUAACCAUAGUGAGUAUGUUGAUAUAUGGUGGAUGGAAGAGUAUGGAAUAGCUGAAUCUUGGACUAAAGAUCGCAUUUUGAAGGAUACUAUUCAACCAAAUAUCUGUCGUGAUAGAUUUAUACCAAUCUCAACUUGGAAAGAUGGAGAAAUAUUGAUGCAAAGGGAUCGUGCCACACAAGUAGUUUCUUACAACCCAAAAGAAAAGAAGUUUACGAAAGUUAAAGUGUACCUUGGAUUUGCAGCGUCUAGGUACAUCCCAAGUUUUUACUCACUCAAGACUGUCAUUGGGGAAAGCUUACAAGUCUCAUAUACUCAUCCGAAGAUUGACUUAGUUUAG
Solanum tuberosum (potato) is the source of this 987-nucleotide messenger RNA. Its product is annotated as F-box protein At3g07870-like. NCBI's taxonomy places the organism in Eukaryota, Viridiplantae, Streptophyta, Magnoliopsida, Solanales, Solanaceae. The record is from RefSeq and is a predicted model, not a curated record. The transcript has a single exon. The coding region runs from base 1 to 987 and encodes 328 amino acids.